This is a messenger RNA of Argentina anserina (silverweed cinquefoil), 1263 nucleotides long. RefSeq lists its product as uncharacterized. Gene Ontology annotation, biological process: defense response. The record is from RefSeq and is a predicted model, not a curated record. The transcript has a single exon. The coding region runs from base 1 to 1263 and encodes 420 amino acids. NCBI's taxonomy places the organism in Eukaryota, Viridiplantae, Streptophyta, Magnoliopsida, Rosales, Rosaceae.
AUGUCGCCUUUCCAGCUUCUGGAGAUCAACCUGAUCUCGGCGCAGGACCUUGCUACGGCGUCUAAAUCCAUGCGGACUUUCGCCGUCGCGUGGGUGAACCCUAAGCGGAAGCUAAUCACACGUGUAGACCAGAACGGCCACAGCAACCCUACGUGGAACGAGAAGUUCGUCUUCCGCGUCGGCGAAGACUUCCUCAAGGACGACACCUCCAAGAUCAUGAUCGAGAUCUACGCCUCCGCAUGGCUCCGGGAUGUCCUCGUCGGCACUGCUGCGAUCGUCGUCAGUAAUAUUCAAAACAACUCCAAGAUGCGGUUUAUGGCUAUCCAGCUCCGGCGGCCGUCCGGCCGCCCUCAGGGGAUUCUCAACGUUGGCCUGGGUUUGUUGGACAACACCAUGCGUAGCAUGCCUCUCUAUAGCGAGCUUAGUACCUCCGCCGUCGGAUAUCGGGAUAUCAUGGACGCAAAAGGCAAUAAAAAGUCGUCGAACAACAAUGGCUCAAAAAUGGACGAUAAACUUAACGCGUUGUAUCGAUCCCAGAGUGAGAGGACCACCAGCGAUUACGGCUUUUCAAAGAGCAAGCCGGCGAGCUCCAUAUCCAAUGCAGGUAACAAUUACACAAAGAAGGGUCCAGGCUCAAUCUGCAUUGGAAGUUCUAUUGUGAAUGGUUCGGAGCUUAGUUAUGCUACGAAAGAUGAGACCCCUAAGAAGGGUGGAACCCCUAAGAAAGGAGGGACUCCUAAGAAAGGUGGAACUCCUAAAAGUGGGACAAAGACCAUUAGCAACCCAAACGGCAAUGGCUCCAUGGUAAAUGGUGGCUCCAUAGUGAACGGGUCCUUGUGCUCCGACGUAGGGCCGUCACCUUCUGUGGUGGCUGCCGCCAUUGCAAAGGGAAUCUACCCCUUGCCGCAUGGGGCGUCGAAUACUGAGUCAGGGAGCUCAUUAAUGGAUGAGUGGGCGGAUGAGGACAGUGUGGAAGGGUUGAAGACCAAGAUCGAGAGGUGGCGCACCGAGCUGCCACCAGUGUACGACACCAAGAAUUCGAGUCAGAACAUGAAGUUGAUGCCAUCGACGCACCGGAGCAUCAUCCGCCCAAGGCCGAAGCGGAGGAGCCGGAGUAACCGCGCAGGGUUGUUCUCUUGCUUUGCAUUAGGUUGCGAGAUUUCUAUAUCUUGUGGUGGCAAAGGUAAGCCCAAAAAGAGUAGUGGAAAAGUUCAUCUUAGCCCAUCUGAACUUACUUACGAUGAUGACUCCUACGUACAAUAA